AUGCCACACCCACCACGAGACAGUCCAGUUCGGUCCGAUAUUCAGGAAGAGAAGAGAGAAAAUUCGCUAAUCGGGUGGGUGCUUCACAUUCUCAGCUUGUUGUCCCAACCUGCUCACAUUCAUGAGCACAUGCUUAAUAUUGCCACCACGCAAGUCCUGGUCCGGUACUUAAUCAAGUGUCCCAAUCCAUUGCCACGGGCGGGUCGGAUCCUCAUUCGAUUGUCAAAGAACAUCUAUUCAACCAUGUCCUUCAUCAAUCAGCGACACAUGUCGUGGUUGACUCGAACCAUUGAAGAUCGGCCCACAGUCAUAGAGAAGAACCAAGGAUGCAAGAGUUGCGAAAACCUGGAGCUCCUUCGCGACAUUCUUGUCCAGAACAUCUCUGUGUUUGCCGAAUCCGGAUAUUGUGAAGGUCAGAUGUGCCUCUCCCUUAUGCGGGGAACAAAGCAGGAGAAGCAAAACGUAGCCAUUAGUGCGGCCAUCCUGAUCAGGAGAAGAAAACUUCUAAGAAAUGUGCUCAUCACGCACGACGGACUCGAGGUCUUACUGGACGUGUGCGAAAGUAUUCGAAAUGAUCCAGCCCUUUUCUCAGAUGCCGUCCUCAGCUGUUCCAAUUUGGGCGCCCACGUGGGAGUGGUGGCCAUGGAUCUUCUCCUGGACCCCAAGGAAGAUACCAACUGCUUUCAUGACAACGAACACAAUGACCAUCCGAAGGAUCUGACCUUGAGUCUGGACGAUGGGAGCGAGAUCCAAAUUCACCGAGAAACCAUCGCGAAUGCCUCGCCGGUUUUUGGAGCCAUGUUCACGGGCGGAUUCAUGGAAUCCGGCCAAUCCAAGAUCAAGAUCCCAUUUCUCACUCACCCUUGCCUUACCAUUGUGCUUCACCAUCUCUAUGGAUGUGUGUGGUGUGAUGCUUUCAAAGGCCUACAAGUCUCCGUUCUGAUGGAGCUGGUGAGUGUGAGUGAUCAGUUUCUGUUGCCGGAUUUGAAUCAAACCAUUUGCCAUGAGAUCACGACACGAUGUCUGAAUGUCAAGCAAGUGGUUGAGAUCUAUCAGACCAGUUUGCAACGAGAGUAUCUCGUCCAUGGCUCCAAGGAAUCUCUGUCCAAAUGCGCCGUGAAUUAUCUCAUCGUCGGCGAAAUGAGCCACUUCAAACGCGUUCAACUCUGGGAAGAGCUCAUGAAGUCAAAGGCCAAGUCGGACUUUGUGGAUGAUGUUGGUAAAACCAUCCGAAGCAAACUCUUAGAGCUGCAUUAACACAAACACAUGUUACACGCUACCAUUCAUUCAGUCACUUGCAGGGAAUGAAAAAUUCUUUUCAUACAUAUCCAAUAAAAAAGCAUCGUCUUAUUUUGUAUUUGA
Tigriopus californicus is the source of this 1362-nucleotide messenger RNA. Its product is annotated as armadillo repeat-containing protein 5-like. Gene Ontology annotation, molecular function: protein binding. The coding region runs from base 1 to 1257 and encodes 418 amino acids. The record is from RefSeq and is a predicted model, not a curated record. The transcript is spliced from 3 exons. Lineage: Eukaryota; Metazoa; Arthropoda; Copepoda; Harpacticoida; Harpacticidae. Gene Ontology annotation, cellular component: cytosol. Gene Ontology annotation, biological process: anatomical structure morphogenesis.